AUGGCAAGUUUGAACUGGAGUUAUCAAGGUAACAAUGGACCUGACCACUGGCACAAGCUGUACCCUAUUGCCAACGGAGACCGUCAAUCUCCUAUUGAUAUUAAAACCAAAGAAGUAAAAAAAGAUGCAUCUCUGGGGCUUCUCCGGAUCACCUGGAAACCUUCCACAUGCAAAGAGAUUGUCAAUGUUGGGCAUUCAUUCCAUGUGAAUUUUGAGGAUAAGGACAAUCAAUCAGUGCUGACAGGUGGACCUCUCACUGGAACAUACAGAUUGCGGCAGUUUCAUUUCCAUUGGGGCCAAACAGAUGAGCAAGGCUCAGAGCACACAGUGGAUGGAAAGAAAUACGCCUCAGAGCUUCAUCUCAUUCACUGGAACGCAGACAAGUAUUCAACUGUAGCUGAGGCUUUCGAUAAGCCGGAUGGUUUGGCAAUUGUCACUGUUUUCCUGGAGCUUGGCUUAUGCAAUGAAAACCUGAAGGCUGUCUUGAAGGCCUUGGAUUCAGUAAAGACUAAGGGUAAGCAAGCUCCCUUUUCUGAUUUUGAUCCUUCAAGCCUAUUGCCUAAAUCUUUGGAGUACUGGACCUACAAUGGCUCUCUGACUCAUCCUCCCCUCCAUGAGAGUGUCAUCUGGAUUAUCCUUAAAGAGCCAAUUACUAUCAGCUCACAGCAGCUGGCUCAGUUCCGCACAAUCCUGUCUUCUGCUGAAGGGGAAGCACCUUGUCCCAUACUGAGCAAUCACCGGCAACCCCAACCGCUGAAAGGCAGAGUGGUCCCAGUUCAUAUCUGGAAGGUCAGCAAAGUCGUGGUUGCUGAAGCAACAGAGAGACAAAUCUCUGCAGGGGCAGAGAAAGCGCAGUACUUGUACCUGCUGCCGCUGGCAAAUGCCUUUUAUGUCUCCCAUGGUCUAUUUGUGUUCUUUCCUUCAGAAAACAUUCAGAAGGCAUUGAGAAGCCUUGCAGCAAUAGUAGCUAUCAUCUGGGAAGAAGAAGACAAAAAAUCCACCUAA
This is a messenger RNA of Pterocles gutturalis (yellow-throated sandgrouse), 1005 nucleotides long. It is a transcript of the gene CA1, whose product is annotated as carbonic anhydrase I. The record is from RefSeq and is a predicted model, not a curated record. Lineage: Eukaryota; Metazoa; Chordata; Aves; Pterocliformes; Pteroclidae. Gene Ontology annotation, molecular function: carbonate dehydratase activity; zinc ion binding. The coding region runs from base 1 to 1005 and encodes 334 amino acids. The transcript is spliced from 9 exons.